AUGACUGAAGGUAUGCUUCUUCGUGAGGUACUCUCACUUCGCUCGUACAGCGCACUGAUGCUCGACGAAGCUCAUGAGCGCACAAUCAACACUGAUGUGCUAUUUGGUCUGCUAAAAGAUCUCGUGCGCAAACGGAAGGACCUAAAAAUUAUUGUGACCUCGGCAACACUGGAUGCAGAAAAAAUUUCGCGAUAUUUCUUUGACUGCCCUAUCUUUACAAUUCCAGGACGUAUCUUUCCUGUCGAAAUUCUGUAUACGAAAGAACCAGAGCUUGACUACUUAGACGCAUCGCUUCUUUGCCGUAUCAAGGCGUUACAGGAACGUGCUUUGGCUCCAGAGCUCAUCAUUCUUCCAGUGUAUGGUGCACUACCUUCGGAAAUGCAGUCGCGCAUCUUUGAACCAGCGCCGAAGGGCUCCCGUAAAUGUGUUGUGGCCACCAACAUUGCAGAAGCGUCACUGACAAUCGAUGGUGUUUAUUAUGUCGUGGAUCCUGGCUUUUGCAAGCAGAAUGCCUUCAACUCAAAGAUUGGAAUGGAUUAUGUGGUGGUUGUGCCGUGUUCACAGGCUUCGGCUCGUCAACGUGCGGGACGCGCUGGACGCACAGGCCCAGGUAAAUGCUAUCGACUGUACAUGGAGAAUACUUACAAGAACGAAAUGCUGCCCACAACUGUGCCUGAGAUUCAGCGUGCGAAUCUUGGAUCAGUUGUGCUACAAUUGAAGGCAAUGAGUAUCAACGACCUCAUGAGGUGCUCUAGGUUGCUAACGCAACUAGGAAAGAAGAUGGCCGAGUUUCCGGUGGAGCCGAAGAACGCCAAGGUGCUGCUAACGUCCGUGGUGCUUGGCUGCGCAGAGGAAGUGUUGACAAUCGUAGCGAUGAUGUCAGUGGAGUCAGUCUUUUUCCGGCCAAAGGAAAAGCAGGCACAGGCCGACCAGAAGAAGGCGAAGUUCCACCAGCCCGAAGGCGAUCACUUGACUUUGCUGGCAGUAUAUGAGGCUUGGGCGAAUUCCAAAUUCUCGAGCCCGUGGUGCUACGAAAACUUUAUCCAAGCGCAAGCCAUCCGCCGUGCGCAAGACGUCCGCAAGCAGUUGCUAUCGAUCUUGGACCGAUACAAAAUGGAUGUUGUUUCCUGUGGCAAGAAUUUUAACAAAGUGCGGCGUGCGAUUGUGGCUGGAUACUUUGCUAACACAGCAAAAAAAGGCCUACAAGAAGGAUACCGCACCAUGGUUGAGGGCCAGCCCGUGUAUAUUCACCCAUCGAGUGCGCUGUUCAACAAGAGUCCUGAGUGGGUGCUCUAUCAUGAGCUUGUGCUCACGACGAAGGAGUAUAUGCGAAACAUCAUGACAAUAGAACCAAAGUGGCUUGUAGAAUUGGCUCCGGCCUUUUUCAAAAAGGGAGAUUCGACAAAGCUCUCGAAGCGCAAGCACAAUGAGAUGAUUGAGCCGCUGUAUGAUCACUUAACCCACCUGAUAUAUGACAUCUUAGCAAUAAGUUCAGCACAACUCGAAACAGACUACACAACAAGAACAAGCUAG
Messenger RNA from Peronospora farinosa, 1533 nucleotides. The record is from the annotation of a GenBank genome assembly. Lineage: Eukaryota; Oomycota; Peronosporomycetes; Peronosporales; Peronosporaceae.